GAGAACCUGUUUAGAUUGUAUUGUAUCGGCCAUUUGCUUACAUACCAGAAAUUGUCACGAACUUUUGAAAGGAUUACAUUAUUUAGUCUAGAUCUUGGUGUAUUAUUGUCUUUAUUUGAAAGUUUUAAAAUCAUUAACAAAAUAUGGCUUCUAAGCAAGUAAAAAAAACUGUCGUCACAACUACGCAUACCACAUCAUCUGGAGGUGGUGAUGGGGCAAGUUCAAGUGCAAGUUUCACUUCAACAAGCCGUCGUUCAGGCGGAUCAGGAAGACCGCCAUCUCCCGCUAGACUGACUCGUAUUCAAGAGCAAGAAGAGCUUCAAGGUUUGAACGAUCGUUUAGCUGCUUACAUUGAUAAAGUAAGGAGUUUAGAAGCAGAAAAUAAUCGACUUUCUUAUCAAGUAAAGUCAACCGAAGAAGUGGUAAGACGGGAAGUUACAAGUGUGAAAACUCUGUACGAAUCAGAGUUAGCAGAGUUACGAAAAUUAUUGGAUGAAACCGCAAAAGAUAAAGCACGUUUGCAAAUAGAAGUAAACAAAUACAAAGCAGAAUUGGAUGAUUUACUGUCUAAAUAUAAUUUACGAGAUCGCGAUGCCAGUGCACUUGAGAGACGAGUUCAGGUUUUAGAGAGGCAGUUAGCUGAGUUCCAGUCAAGGGAUUUCGAAAAAGAGAACCAGAGAUUAAAAAAUGAAUUGGCUAAAACUGAGACUCAGCUGGCAACUGCUAAGAAGCAAUUAGAAGAUGAAACUUUACUGAGAGUAGACUUAGAAAACAGAGUCAAGACACUGAAGGAAGAUUUACAUUUUAAAAGUCAAGUUUAUGAACAGGAACUUGAAGAAUCUAGAAUCCGCACAUCUACUCAGUUAGAAGAAGUUGAUGGAAGGAUAGAGCAGGAAUAUGAAGCUCGUCUUCAGGAUGCACUUCGUGAAAUACGUGCCCAACAUGAUGGUGAUUUGCAGGCUGUCAAGGCUGAGCUAGAACAGCUAUAUAAUAAUAAGAUUGAAGCCUUACGAUCUCAGGCAGCUAGAAGUAGUGCUUCUUCAACAGCAGCUUGGGAGGAAUUGACUAUUGCACGCAAAACUAUAGAUGAUCUUUCAGCAGAGCUACAGAAACUUAAAUCAGAGCAUGCUGGUUAUGAGUUGCGUAUAGCUGAUCUUGAAAGGCAGCUUGCACGUGAAAGAACUGAUUUUCAAAGUAGACUACAGCAGCGCGAUGAAGAUAUUGUUCGCUUAAGAACCCAGCUUGAGGACCUGGAAAUUGAAUAUGCUGCUUUAUUAGAAAUUAAAAUUAAACUUGAUAGAGAAAUUGAAGCUUACAGAAAAUUACUAGAGUCUGAAGAAACAAGGCUUAAUCUCUCAGCCACUGAAAGAUCUGUAGCUUCUCCAUCUGUUGGGAAGAAAAGACGUCGAGUGGACACUAACAUUGGGGAUGCUGUUGAAGAAUAUACCCAGCGAAGUUCAUCAAGUGGAUUUACUCGAUCAGCUUCUUCUACUUGCGGAAUUGAAAUUUCAGAAGUUGAUACUGAUGGCAAGUUUAUUAAGUUGACAAAUAUCACAGAUAAGGACAUUCCCCUCCACCAGUGGCAAGUGAAACAUACUGCAGGUGAUAAUGAGACUAAACAUAAGUUUGGAAAAAAUAUUUUGAAAGCUGGACAAUCUGUAACACUAUGGAGUGCUGAUGCUGAUCAAACACACAAUCCACCAAGUGACCUAGUUUUGAAAGGGAAAAGAUGGUUUGUCAGCUCAGACAUGACAACAACAAUCAUUGAUCCAGAAGAACAUGAAGUUGCAAGUUGCACUAUGAGCAAGAAAAUUCGAAGUGUUACAUCUAUUAGCCAAAGACGUUCUGGGCCCAGGGACGAAGUUGAUGCUAGAGGCCAGCCACAAGAUAAAGAUAACUGUAUGGUGAUGUAAAGUCCAUGAGUAGCUUUAAAAGUUCCUAGUUCCUGGGAGCAUUCUAAAGACCAUAUCUAGGUGCUAUAGGUAGAAUUUGUUCAAUAAAUUAUGUUUUAUAACAAAAUACCUUUCAAAUUAUCUCUUUGUAAACUUAUGUUAAUCUAGUUUUGUCUAAUUGUCAACAAAUUAAUUAUUAUAAGCUUUUUAGUUACAAUACUAUAAAGGAUGUUAAUAAAAAAAUUUUUUAUUACUUGUAAAACAAACUGUAAAUUAAAUCAGCUAUGAAUACAGCAGCCUGUUAAAUUUAGUUUUUAAUAUCAUUGUGCAUAACCAUUGAUAAACAUCUGUUUAAAUUACAGCACAUUUUUACUCAUGCCAUCCAUAAGUGACAGUUCUUGUUUUACAUGCCCUAGUAAAAAAAAAAAAGCCUAUUUUUGAAUGUUAACACACAUUGUAUUGAAAGUGUACACCUAUUAUUAAUAAUUAGUAACUAAACUUGUUGUAACAUUGGAGAUGUAGCUUUUAAAAAUUGUAUUUGGUUACAAUUAAGUAAAAUUAAUACUACUUUGUAGCAAUUAAAAGUUUCUCACAUUUAGAAUUGGUUGGUUAGCAUAGGAAUUUAGACAUAAAAUUAUAUGAAUAGUCUUAAAGCUUCCAGCAUUUCUUAAUAAUAAGCCCUAUAAUAAACAAUAUAAAUAAAUAAUGCAAAACUUGUAUUCACUGUUAGAUCCAAAAAUGUCACCAAAUUAAAAAUGAAGAAAAUUCCAGUCACUUGUAAUAAGGUUCGUUCUACUCUUUGAAUCCUAACCUGUGUAGUGUGACAACAACAAAUCUGCACAAACUCAAGUGUUGUUCACAUCUCUAUAAUAUUUCAGACUAGAUUAGACAUGUAUAUACAAAACAAAAUUGCAUAAUGUAUGUCUCCUCUGUUCUUUUGUUUAUAUAACAUUUGAGAUUCUUGAACAGCUACUAUGUGUCAUGUUUCAAAUAAAUUGUUAAUGUCCUAACUAGUAAUGAUUAAAAUUGAGUUGUCUAUGGUCUACUUCAACCCUAAUCUCAUACUUUGUCACUCUUAGAAUGUUAGAGAAUUUUUUUUUUUUAAAUGCCAUUGUAUCCAAAUAGAUUUUAAUUAUCUCAUUAAGCACAAUGCUUUUUAGUCUCUAUCAGAUUUUUAUUUGAAGCUCCAUUUUUGUUUUCUUGUAUGUUCUAAUUAAGUAAAAAAAAAAAUAAACUGAUUUGAUUUUAACUUGUCAUUUUAAGUGCCCACACAUACAGUUGUGUUCAUUUUGUUGUCAGAUAAAUACAUAAUUCAAAAAUUGAUUUUUUUUUAUUUAUUAAAAACAAAACAAUGUUAUUUAACUAUUUUAUUCUAACCAUUAUUGUGAUUAUGGACCACCUAUUAAUUUACAAGCUGGCAUAACUGUUUCUUAUCUAUAUUAUGCUAAAUAAUAUGAAGCCAAGGUUAAAAGUAAUUUACCUUUUUAAAUGAUUUUUGACAUUAACUAAUAAGUAUUAAAAUUUUAAAAGUUCAAUGUUUAUCAGAAGUAACACAAAAACCAGUUUUUUUUAAAGGAAGCAUAGACAGGUAUAUUUUUCAUUCCAAUGCUCUGCUUUUCUAUGUCAAAUUGUUUAAUAUUCUAAUUUUAGGCAAUAUUUUUAUACCAUUUUAUUGAAAUUACUUUAAAGUAUACUAGCCUCAUAUAUUUUUUUGACUAUUAUGUUGGCUAUAAUCACAAUUCAUUUUAGUUUUUAACCUUUUUUUUUCUUUUUACAUCUUCUUUUAAGAGUAUAAAUAAACCUAUAGAUUAAUGAAUCUCUUUAAAAUAUAGUUAUAUAUCAUAAUUUUAAUAUAUUAGCUACUGGAAUAUAUUUAGUUUUUAUAGCUAAAACUAUAAAAAUUAAAAAUUGUGAAUGCUUUAUUUCUUAGUGAUUAGAUUAGGUUGUUUCUGGUGGCAUAUUAAAGUUCAAAUGCAUAUCUUUUUUUUUUUUAACCCUAUAUUUUGUUUCUAUUUGUGUUAUUUUGCAUCAUUUGAAUUGAACAUUAUUUAAUGUACUGGUUUAUCUGUCCAAAUGUUGAUCUAAUAACUAGAACAGGGUUGUGUACUUAGUUAUAUGUCAGUGCCUUUUGUCAAAUAAUGGGGUUCAUGAAACAAAUGUGGGUUCAUUUGUCAUGUACAAUGGAAAAGGGGGGGGGGGUAUAGUUUUGUUUUGUUAAGGCUUAGUUGUUUUUUUUUACAGUUUUGAAUUACUUGUUACUGUCAAUUUUGUUUAAGAAAUAAAAGUAGUAAAUCAGUCUAUCCUAUUUUUUUGUCUAACUUAUUAAUUCACAAAAUAAACAUGUUUUUCUCAUUCCUAUACUGAUUUACAUUUUCAUGUUCUGAUACUUGUUCUGUCACGAUCAAAUUAUAUUCCUUGCAAGUCAUGAAACAGUUGUAAGAAAAUAAAUAGUUGUUUCUUGACACCAUUUAAAUGACCAAUUUGAAUGCAUUAGCUAGAUCCUGUUGACCACAUUGUACCCUCCAACUUUUUCUGCUGCUUCUAAUUGCUGGGAGAAAGGUGCUUUAUCUUGCUGUCACAGUUCCAUUGACUUCAUUUCAUUGUUCCAAACUUGUUUUUGUUUCUGCCAAGGAAAAACAAAUCUCAAUUAUUUCUUGGUUCAUUUUUUAACUCUUCAGCGUAUUUACCACAAAAAGAAAAUGUAAAGCCUUUUUGUAUUGAAUUGUGUGAUGUUAGGUGCAAACAUAUGAUACUUUUAUAUUCUGUGCAAAUAGGCAGCAAGUCUCAGUGUCAUCUCAUUGAUUCUUAUAUUUCAUUGUUCUAACCUUUUCAAAGUUGCAAGUAAGUGCUACUUGUAAAUGUCUUCUUUUCAUUAUUUAUACACAUCAGUUUCAUGUAGAGUUCAAUCAAAACGUUUAGGAAGAUAUAAAACAUGAACCUGUUUUUAUUUAGUUUUGAACUAUAUAUAUAUUUGUUUUGAAUACAUUCAUGGUGAAUCCAAUAAAAGCCUCCUUACUUGAGCAACUAUUUGAACAUUUUAUUUGUUGAAUUCAGUUCUCUCUCUUGUCCUCUACUUUGUCCCCUCCCAUCUUCUGUGAUUUCCAUGUACAGACCAUUUCUGCCAUUAUCUCAUAAAAAGUGCAACUCAUGCAAUAGACUUAAGUGUAUUGAUCUGUGUGAAUUCAUAUAUUGAAACUUGUCAUUUGGGUUCUUUGGUCAAGCACUGUUAACUGAAAUUGGUGAAACUAUUUUUUUAAUAGAAAGACUUGAUAUUUUGAUAACCACUGUUUUUUUUUUUUUUUUUAAUAUAUUGUUUUGACUCACAUGUAUUCACAAUUUGACUGUCCAUUUCUCUGCAUUCUAAUUUGAAACACAGUUGCAAGUUAAGUCAAUUGAACUAGGCUACUGUACAAAUGUUUGUCUUAAACUAGUAAGCCUUGUAUGUGUGUGUGAUUUUUUUUUGUAACUUAAACAUAUAGCUGCAUUUUUAUGUCAUUGUAUUUUAAAAAUCUCUUGCAUAUGGGAAUAUUUUCUAUUUUUCCUUUUGCGUUGACUCCUGCUUUGUAUGUAGUCUACAUGUAUCUCAAUAUAGUGGAUUUACCUACACUCUUGUAAUUAGUCAUCAUCUUGUUCUAGUUUGUGUGAACAUCCUUGGUGUGUCCUUGUAAUACAGUACUGGUACUUGUAUAAUUAUUGUAAUACAAUCUUGAUCACUAGUUCAUAGGCAGUCCCGUGUUCAAGGAAAUAAUGACUAAACUGUUGGAUCACAUUGAAGUAGUUUGCAGAAACAUGUUUGUAUUACAUGGAUGUUUGACUUUUAGUUUAAGCAAUAUGCCUUCAUGGUUAUCCAAUCAUCUUUAUCUAUUAUUAAACUCCAUUCAUAUUUUAAACAACAAUCUCACAAUAAAAUAGUGUGUAGCAAAACAAAA
Biomphalaria glabrata is the source of this 5821-nucleotide messenger RNA. RefSeq names its product lamin-B1-like. The record is from RefSeq and is a predicted model, not a curated record. Bases 144 to 1913 code for a protein of 589 amino acids. NCBI's taxonomy places the organism in Eukaryota, Metazoa, Mollusca, Gastropoda, Planorbidae. The transcript has 11 exons.